GUGUGAAUAGGGGUGGUCAUUAGCAGUCGAGAGGGGGAGGUCUCACUCUAUCUAUUUAUUUUUUCUUUUCUUUUACCGUUACCCGCACUUAACAUAGCCAUAAUUGCAUUUUAUCUGCCUCGGUGAACAGUUAGCGGUGUUUUUAAGCUUUUUCAUGUCGAGUAAAACACUGGGGCGCCCCCCUCUUUUCGUUUGUCGGUCGUAACGUCCGAACGUCCAGCUGAUUGCUUUGAGUGCCGUUCAAUUAUUCCAGUUCAAACUGAGCCGUUUUGUUUGACUUAACGGAUGUUUUUUUGUGGCCGAAAAGGGCCGAGCUCGCCACCUUUUUUCGCCGACUUGUGGACUUUAAAAGAAAGAGGACAUUUAUCUUUUUGUCUAACUUGAGUGUCGGAUCGUUUUUCUUAUUGAACGACCAGGCCCCGGACUCAUCCCCAGCCUCGCGUUUCCAUAUCGGUUUUUGUUGGAAGUCAUGGGAGACACUAGUGAACGAAGCAAACCUCCGAGUCUACCUCCCCGGUGUCCCUGUGGAUUUUGGGGGUCCAGUAAAACCAUGAACCUCUGCUCCAAAUGUUUUGCUGACAUCCAGAAGAAGCAGCCAGGGGAGGACUGCACCUCCAAGCCCAUCCAAAGCACUGGGAGUAGCCAAUCGCCAGUUUUCAGUAGCGAGACGAGCAGUAGCAGUAGCCAAUCCCUAUUGUCGUCGCCGCCCUCUAGCUCCGAGCAGCCGUCAACCGAAGAACCCUCGCCCACGUUUCCCAGCAUGAGGGAAGGCAUGUCGUCCACAGAAACAGCCCAAGGCACACUCUGCACACCCACAAAACGUCCACGAGAAUCAGCGUCGGGCUCGGAGAGCGAGGCGACGCCGGAGAAACGGCCACGGACAGACGAGAAGGAGGGGAGCAGCGAGGAGGCCCGUGGGACGCCCAAGCAGAAGAACCGUCGGCGCUGCUAUCGCUGCCAAACCAAACUAGAGCUGGUGCAGCAGGAACUGGGCUCCUGUCGCUGUGGCUAUGUAUUCUGCAUGCUCCACCGUCUACCCGAGCAGCACGACUGUCUGUUCGACCAUCUGGGCCGCGGGCGCGAGGAGGCCGUCCUCAAGAUGGUGAAGCUGGACCGCAAGGUGGGCCGCUCGUGCCAACGCAUCGGGGAGGAGUGCUCCUGAUUGGCCACGUGGUGACCAGCCAUCCAGUUAGAGAUGAGGCGCUUACAAAGAGGAGGAGGAGGAGGAAGGAGAGCUAGGAGAAAUGACAACUGGGGGUGAUGGGUGGGAGGGGGAGGGAGGGAGGGAGGGAGGGAAGAAGAGGAGGAGGAGGGGAGGGAGCACGGUUGUAACAUCCUGCAUCUGACCCGACAAUUCUGGAUCUGAGCUUGACGCCGCCCUGUCGAUGUCCCGAUUUCCUGCGUGGAGCGUCUGUUUGGAGUCGGCUCUGGACGAGGCCGCUCGGGGGCCCACAGGGGGCCCGGUGGCUGUUCUGCGGAGCCACGUUCAGUAUCGCAUGUUCACACACACAGCCUUAACCCAACCCCCCCCCCAGUCUUCAGAGGAAGGACACCGCGGAGACGGAUCCAGUUAGUCGUACAUUAUGCACAUGUUUCUCGCCACGGUUUCCUCCUCUUUGCUCACGCUCCUUUUUUUCAGUACAGGAAGUAACGGAAGGUGAACUGUUGUAGCGUUUGGCUGAACUGAUCUGUUUUGGAUACUCAUUCAAUAAAGUUUUUGUUUCUUUUUUUUUUUCCAUUUCUCGGUCGCGGGUGAGGGGUCCAGCUCUAUCCCACGACCACUCCUCAGGUCGUCAUAAAGGGGUUGGAGUAUCAAACCUGUAACCCCACCUUCCUCUUCUUCUUCUUCUUCUUUUUUUCUUCCACCGACGUUUGGGGCCAUGUGCAGCAUCACUGACCGUGUUUUGCUCGUGCAUGGUACCAGCAACAGUGUAUUUGUGCAGGUUUGAGUGUGGUAACAUGAGACAGUCCAAGGAUGCUGUCAUGGUUUGAUUUUUUUUUUUUUUUUUUUUCUUCUUCCUGUGUGGCCGUCAUGGUGAUUAGCUCUGUUUUUACUGCUUAACCACGGUGUCGUGGAGGACAAUACAGCCAAUCCCUGCCUCUGCUCACACGGACUGUUGAUAAAAAGAAAAAUACAAAUAAAUAUUAAAAAAUGAAAAACCACACUAAUGGACAAGAAUCACUUGGAUGAAUCCUCUGUGUAGCAGAUCCUCUUCUCCCUCGUUCCCUCCCCCUUUUUUCAAUUUACUGAGUAGUACUGUUGUUUUACAUAAAGGGGAAUGCGACUGAAUUUUUGUAUUCAAAUGGAAAGUUCUUCGCCAAAACGCCAUGUAUUCAUUUAGAAAAACAAAUACCCGAAGUUCAUUACUGAGUGUCUCUGUGGUUGUGGACGAUCAGUCAAGAGUGCUAAAUUGAAUGCAUAAAUUACGUACUACCCUUUAAAGCUGUUCUAUAAUUUAUUUCUUAUUUUGUGUUUUGUGGGUAGGACUAGGUGUCAUUUAAUUUUCAGAUCGGGGAAAGAUAAUCUUAAAAUGUUAUAAUUUCUUUUUCUUUUUAUACACUGAUUGCCACCCAGGGGCGUCAUUUCUGCUAGUGAGCUUUCACUAAAUCAAAGAGAGACGAGCUUUGUUCCACAGUGAUGUCAUAUUGAUACACAGCACAAGUAAAAAUUGGUUUUAAGGCUGAGAAAUGAACCAAAAGUUGGUUAACUUGGAGUUGUUAUACACCGAAAGCAAAAAUAAAACCAAAGUUAGACAGUUAAGCUCUUAACUCUCCACUUAAGCAAAGUAAUUAAGCAUGAUUGGUUUAAUUCAGUCCAGUUUUGCUAUGUAAUUCAGGUGUAAGAUCAGAUGUGAAAUUAAGACUCUUAAAGGUCCAUUGUGUAUUUCUUGUGUCGACCCUGUGGAGGUUGCACAUCUAUUGACAUCACAGAUACAAACUGCUCUCCAGUAAUGAUGCCUCAGCUGGUUUUGGCUGCAGAAAUAACGUGAAUUCUUAAAUUGAGUGGUUUUCCCUUUCCUCAUAUGUUUCUGUUUUGGCAUUGUUUCCAACCCCGCUCUUAAUCAGCCUUCACAGUCUGACUGCUUGGACUUUGUGCUGUGCAUAUUGUUCAGUUACACACCUCUCUUCCUUCCUCUCCUAAAGGUUUAUUCUACCAAAAUCAACUUUUUUUUGUUUGUGAUGUUGCAGAAGUUUUUUUUUCUCCUCAAAUUAAAUUUUUUGUUGUUUGUUUGGCAUUCAGCACACAUUGUAGGUGCAUUAAAAGUACAAGUUGUGAUUUGUUCAAUACAGGUACGCAAUCUCCAUAAAAUGUACUUUGCAGCAUCAUGUGAAAUGCAGUUUGAUGAUGUUGAAUUGUAUGUUGUUGUUUUUUUUGUUUUUUUUUAAUUUGGGGAAACGUGAAGCAGCAGAUUUUUUUUUUUUUUGCAAAUUAACUUUGGAAAAGUUGAUUCAGGUUGAGAGCCCUUAUAACCAGACACCACUUAACUAUGCUAAUCCUCAUGCACAACUUAUUGUUUGUUCUCCCCCCUCACCUCUCCCCACCCCUCUUGUCUUUUCCAAUGAGAACACAGCGCAGCAUAAAGGGAGCUCGGGAGAAAUGUCGCGGCUGGUUCUUAUUUUGAUAUUUUGAAAAACUUGUUCCUUUUUUUGAGUGCUAAUGAGAAAUGGAAGAAAUGGAAUAUCUUUCUGUACCUUUUAGAGAAAAAAUUAUUUAACCUUAUAUCAGUUUGAGUUACUUACACCCUAGCAUAGAGUGGCAUAUUUAGUUAAAUGUAUAAAAAAAAAAGCAAGAACAUAAUUCUGUCCUAUUUUCUCCUUUUAAUUUUAUCGUGUUCCAUUUUCUGCUGAGGAAAAUAAACUGGAUUAGAGGA
This is a messenger RNA of Epinephelus moara (kelp grouper), 3872 nucleotides long. Its product is annotated as AN1-type zinc finger protein 3-like. The transcript has 6 exons. NCBI's taxonomy places the organism in Eukaryota, Metazoa, Chordata, Actinopteri, Perciformes, Serranidae. Gene Ontology annotation, molecular function: zinc ion binding; DNA binding. Bases 470 to 1162 code for a protein of 230 amino acids. The record is from RefSeq and is a predicted model, not a curated record.